AUGUCAAUGACUCAGCGCGUUGUCCGAUUCCGACAAAACAAGAACUUACAACAGUCUAGGUUUUCUCCUUACACUAAAGAGACUACUAUUCUUACCAAGCAGAAAGAAGAAGCUGUGCGACUCGGAGUUGAGUUGUCUCUCUCUGUGGCUGAAGCAAUGUUCCUGUUAUCUGAUGUUCUAUAUGUGUUUGAGACAUACAUCAAACCUAAGAAUGGAGUUUAUAAACAUGGUGGCAAAUCAAACCAGUGGGAACUUAUCGUAAAGUCUAGAAAGAACUUUACUUUUGGAAUCAGAGAAUUGUAUCGGUUUGUUUCGAUACUCAAAAACAGAGAUAGCUCUCUUGAUGGUGACGUGGUGAUCAAGCAAUCUGAUUUUGAACAUUACAAAGAGGAGCUGAAGAAGCUGGAGGAGACGUUAAGGUCUUCCAAAGAUGUGGAGGUGAAUGGGUUUGCUAGAGAAGCCAUAAAGUCUAACAUACUUUAUUUGUGGAAGUCUCUCUUUGAGACAUCACAACCAAAGGUGAUAAACCCUUGCAGUAGGAUUCGUGAGAUGUUUAGGCCUCUCCUUAACCAAGUAAGAGAAGAGGUUUGCUCUAGUCUUAUUGCUUCUUUACACAUAUGA
Molecule: messenger RNA, 621 nt
Organism: Capsella rubella
Lineage: Eukaryota; Viridiplantae; Streptophyta; Magnoliopsida; Brassicales; Brassicaceae
Exons: 2
Coding region: 1-621 (206 amino acids)
Source: RefSeq, a predicted model, not a curated record